AUGACGGUCAACGAACCCAAGAUAAUAUCUGGCCCUGCUCGUAAGAAGCCGGCAACCCCAAAGAAGCGAACGCAGAAUCCCACAACUCCAAUAAAACGCCGUUCCGAAUCUCUUCACUCUCCUGAUAUUCACGCCAAUGGAACCACCAACACCGUCAUGGAUGACGCGCAUGAGUCCUCCGCAGCAUUUCGUGCACGUGUAACGGAAAUUACACGCUUUAAAGUUUAUUCCCGUGUGCGGCCCUUCAUUGCUGAAGAACUUGCCGACAUGGAAGGACAAGAACGUCGUUCCAUUGUAGAGAUGACAGAUAAUAAAACUGUUAUUCUUGAUCCAAAGGAUGACUGGACACCAAAGGCACAGUUUGAAUUUGAUGGAAGUCUCUGGUCCAUCCCACCAGAGCACCGCAUUGUUCAUACCUUUCAAGACACCAAACGCAGUACGUAUGCAACUCAAAAAGAUGUUUACGAAAUUAUCGCAAAGGAACUUGUGCCACAUGUUUUUGAUGGGUUUAAUAGCUGUAUCCUUACAUAUGGGCAAACCGGCAGUGGUAAGACUUACACCAUGAUGGGUUUAUAUGAUCCUAAUGCCUCCUGUGGUGGAGAUGGUGAAGAGGGUAUUAUUCCACGUGUCUCUAAUGACCUCUUCCUCAUUCUCGGUGAAAAACAAAAGGAAGAGUUAAAGAAGGAACCACAUGAGCGUGUCCGCUUUCGUGUUGAGGUGAGUUUUGUAGAAAUAUACAUGGAGCGUGUACGGGACUUGCUGGAUCCUGCCCUGCGUAAUACCAAGGGUAAUGAGAAACUGCAAGAUGCCCGUAUUCGUCAAGAUCCCUACAGUGGUCCCUUUGUGGAGGGGGUUACGAAGUAUCAAGUAGAGAAUUGGGCACAAUGUUGUCUUUUGCUCGAGCGCGGCUCACGGCAUCGCACAACAUGUGCAACCGCUAUACAUAAUCAAUCCAGUCGCAGUCAUGCAAUCUUUCAACUCACAGUGAUUCAAGAAUUGACAAUUCCCGCCAAAGAUCGUUACUCCCGUCCUGUUGUACGUUGUCAGGCAGGUCGUAUUAAUCUUGUGGAUCUUGCUGGAUCUGAACGGGGUGGAUUUCAAGAGUAUGUAAAGGAAUCCGCAGCCAUUAACACUUCUCUGUUAGCACUCCGUCGUGUGAUUGAUAAUCUGACGGAACGGCAAAAUAUUCUGAUGGAACAGGCAAAGGCCGUGAUUACCGGUACUUAUUAUCAAGAUCGUCCACUACCACAAGUGCCAUUCCGCGAUAGUGUGCUCACAUGGCUUCUCAGUGACAGUAUUGGCGGUAAUGCACGCACAACGAUGGUGGCCACACUUAGUCCUCUUGUGAAGAACUAUGGAGAUACACUGGCCACCCUGCAGUGGAGUAGUAAAGCCCGUAAUCUCGUUACACUGGUAAAGGUAAAUGAUGCACAGACCACCGUCACUGGGGGAAUGUCUAAUAAAGCCGGUGAACUUCAAAAUGCUGUUCGUAUUCAACGUCAAAAUAUGGAUUCCCUGCGGGAGACACUGCGGCAAAAACAAGAGUUAGCCGAACGAUUGGAGGUGGAAUCACGCAAUAUGACCAAGCAAACAGGAAAGAAUAAGGAAUUAGUAAAGAAAAUAGAAUCUGAACGAUAUGCGUUUACAGUACUUCGGGCAUUACAACGUCAGGUGGCAGUUAAGAAAAUACGUAUGCUUUCAGAUCAAUAUGAUAAACUGAAGAGACAACUCGCCGCCCAGCAGAAUACAAUGGCAGAGGCUGAAAAAAGGAGAGAACGAUCUGCACAAGAUGAAGCUAAAUUGCAGAAACGAUUGGAAAAGGAACGUCAUCGUGAGGAAGACCUUCGCAUACAAGUGGCAGAGAAGGAAAGUGCGAAUGAAAACUUUAAUCAAGAAUUCGAAGAGGUAUCCGAACAAUACAAUACAUUAAUAAAAGAAGUGGAAUCGGAUGAAUCAGUGCAGAAGGCACUUGCGGAUAUAAACGGAAAACAACGAGAAGCCCAACGGCGAGUGGAUAACUCACGUAACGAGGCAGAGGAAUUGAACAAAAAGGCAGAAAUGAUGGAAACAAAAAUACGGGAAAGUAAACAGCCGAAUUGGCGUUCAAAAAUACAGAAGGAUGAAGAAGAUGCGGUGGAACUGCGACGUCAACGGGAUGAACUGCGACGUAAAUUUGAUGAGUUGCAGGCAAAGCGUGAUGAAUUGAAAACGGAAUUGGACAAACGGAAGAAGAAGCGAUAA
Molecule: messenger RNA, 2241 nt
Organism: Trypanosoma theileri
Lineage: Eukaryota; Euglenozoa; Kinetoplastea; Trypanosomatida; Trypanosomatidae
Product: kinesin
Exons: 1
Coding region: 1-2241 (746 amino acids)
Biological process (GO): microtubule-based movement
Cellular component (GO): kinesin complex; microtubule
Molecular function (GO): microtubule binding; microtubule motor activity; ATP hydrolysis activity
Source: RefSeq, a predicted model, not a curated record